Molecule: messenger RNA, 1393 nt
Organism: Sinocyclocheilus anshuiensis
Lineage: Eukaryota; Metazoa; Chordata; Actinopteri; Cypriniformes; Cyprinidae
Exons: 2
Coding region: 50-1369 (439 amino acids)
Source: RefSeq, a predicted model, not a curated record
CAACUGCCAGCUUAAUUUAGGAGUGUGACUAAUUAAAACGGGCCCCGUAAUGGAAGGCACGCACACGGUGCUGCGUCUGUACAAACCCAUCCAGGAGCUGUGCUUCAUCAGUCUCUACUUCCCAACGAGGAAAUCCCGAGGUUUCUCACGAGCUGGCCAAACCCGGCCUCAGGAUGAAGACGCUAAACAAAGAGGCCAGUAUUACUGCGAGGCGACAAAAGAAGCGGUCGCGCAGCUCAACUGGCUCACCGCAGAACACCAUCAGCUGCUGACGGACCUCCUGUCUUUAUGCAGCGACUGCGCAGAUGGGAUUAAAAUGGGAAACCAGGAUGGAAAGCUCCUGGAAGGAUACGGGGAAGGUGAUGUUAGCACCGCUUUUUCUCUGUCCCCAGAGCAUAAGAGAGCAGCUUCAAGAGUUCGUAAGCUGAAGAUGCUGGGUUCUAAGAAGAUGCACAGCGCUGAAGAGUUCUCGCAGAGUAGGAUAAAGAAGAAGGUGCAAAGUGGAGCAUCUGAGUUUUCUCCGAAAGCACCCAAAACUCCAAUCUCCUUCCGUGGCCGGGAUGCUUCAGGGUCAGGCUCUUAUGUACGCGUCUCCAGCGAGCCUUUUCUUCCAAUGGAAGAACACUUCCAGAUCGCCCACGAUCACGGCUGGGAUUUUAUGGAAGAGCCUCAUUCUUUUGAAUCCGAAAUGGAUCCGUCGGAGUUUGAUAGCCAGCUCACUUUGGAGUACGAGAAACCAGUGGGAAAUGGGAAUAUUGAGGGAAACCAACGAGGUCAAUCAACCUUCGGACGUUUGGAAACCAAUAAAAGAGACGUGAGAAGGGAUGAUGUGGCUGCAAAACAAAACCAUACGGCUUCCAAAGAGAAACUUGUAUCUGGUUCCAGCUUGGAUGUGGAUCACCGCAACCAGCAAGCUGGACAAGAAGAGAUCAAGCUCUUUGAGAAAACCAUUGACGCCAACUCUAGAAGCUUUAAGCUUCAUCCCUGGAGCAGAAGCCCUACAUCAAGCUCUCUCUCUGGGCUCUUCAACGUGUCUUAUCCUCCUGCCAACAGUCUCCAGAGCAUGUCUCCUGUCUUAUCACCUCUGUCUUCGCAACUUCCGAGUCCCCAAAUUAACCACCGGAUUGUGUUGCUGCCUGAGGAAGAUGGAAAUAAACGUUCCUCGAGAGACGAGCCCAAAGUCGACACAGAGGUCAUCGACAAAAAUGGCAACCGUCGGACGGUCACACGGUUAGACCUGAACCUCAGCAAUCAUUUCUAUCUGAAUGGAGCUAGUACAUCGAGUGCCACGACCUCAGUUGAUGUUAGUUCACUGCGAGCUUCACGUCGUCCUUCAUCACACAGACAGCAGAGCAUGAGUUCACUCUGAACACAGAGAGACAGACAGAAACAC